Molecule: messenger RNA, 1626 nt
Organism: Hemicordylus capensis (graceful crag lizard)
Lineage: Eukaryota; Metazoa; Chordata; Lepidosauria; Squamata; Cordylidae
Product: myelin protein zero-like protein 1
Exons: 7
Coding region: 19-693 (224 amino acids)
Cellular component (GO): cell surface; focal adhesion; membrane
Source: RefSeq, a predicted model, not a curated record
CCCCGCCCUUCUCCAGCCAUGGGCAGGGGUGGAACAAUGGGAAGCAAAGGAGGUGCAAGCCGGAAGAUGGCAGCGGCGGUAGCAGGAGGUAGCGGUCUAAGGGAGCGCGCGGUGUCCGCAGCCCGGCUGCUCGCGCUCUUUCUGGUGGCUGCUCUGAGCCUGUUCCAGGUUUCAGCUGUGGAAGUAUACACACCACCAGAGCUCUCUGUAGAGAAUGGGACAGAGGCAAAACUUUCAUGUACAUUCAAAUCAUCAGAGGUGAUUAGCAGUGCGGCGUCUGUUACCUGGAGCUUCCAAGCAGAGGGAUCAACUACUUCUGUGUCGUUCUUCUAUUAUUCCAAUGGGAAAGCAUAUCCGGGGACGCAUGUACCAUUUAAAGACCGAAUCAGCUGGGCUGGAGACUUGAACAAGAAAGAUGCAUCUAUCAAUAUAGCAAACAUGCAGUUUCUGGACAGUGGCGCUUAUAUCUGUGAUGUCAAGAACCCUCCUGAUAUAGUUGUCACGCCUGGAGAAAUCCAACUCAGAGUUGUGGAGAGAGGUCCAGUUGGACCACUUCAGGAGUGCCUGCGACAGCUGCAAAACCUGGAGGAGCGAGUUGAGAAUGACCAUAUGGAGUUGAGGUCGCGGCUGGAGGCUAUUGAGAAAAGGCUUGCUAGUAUCGAGCAAGGGAGAGGCGUGUCCAGGAGCCCGUAGAUCUCAAUUUCAAGCAGCUGGAGGCAAGCUUCGCGGAUGCAGAGAGAGAGACAUAAACACAGAAACAGAAGAAACAGAAAAAAGAAAAGGAAAAACAAAAUAAUCAAACACAGCAUAUACAAUGAUUCUCAUUACAGUCUGUAUGUAUCAACCUGAAUUCCUUCAACCAACAUGUCCCUCCCCCCACUUCCCCUACUCUGUAAAAUAUUGACUGCAGAACUGAAAGAUAACAAAAAUGAUAUUCUUACUAUCCGAAUUGAUUUCCUCUUCAAGGAAAAGCUGAAUCUCAGAUGAGGUACCAAACCCUGCGAUACAUAUUAUAUUGAAUAAAUGGUUCCCAUGUUCGGGGGGUGGGGAUCCUCAUUUAAUAUAUACAGUUAUUUUGGCCAUUGAUGCAUAUUCCCAAAGUUUGAGUCACCAAUCAUCUAAAGUUGAAUCAGAUUUGUUUUCCAACAGGAAGCAUAAAGGAUUCUUGCCGCCGUUAUCAUAUAUAAAGAAAGUUCAGUGUGCUUUACAGGAAUAUGUGGUUUAGUAAAGUUUAACAUGAAAAUUUCCAGAAGAAAAGGAAAAUCUAUAUGCAAAAUUUGCUGCAUCUUGGAAUGUAUUGUUUUCCAAAAUGUUUGAGCUUUUUUACAAGUGCACCACAUAUUUUUACAAGUGCAUGACAUCUGCUCCAUACAUUUCCAGCAAUUUCCAGGGUAAUUAUUGCCCAUCUUUGAGAUCAUUGCUGAAGUAACAUACCAACGCAGGUACAUUUUAUACCAAUUUUCCCUUAGAGUACUAUUCACUAUAAAUUUUAUAUUCACCUUCCAUUGAAAUUCUCACUGUUGCAUCUCUAUUGUUCUGUUAAAGUUCUGCAUCCAUUUUACCAUACAGUCUUUCACCUGUUCAGAUUCUGAGUCAUACUUCAAUAAACACAUAUAUAAGACCUGG